AUGCCUCCUCCCGUUGAAGAUAUGUCCGACGAGGAAUCCGGCGAUAUUCCUUUCAGAAAUGCGCCAGAGACAAAUGACAAAGAUGCCCAAGACUCCCCGGAAGAUGAAGGAGACGAAGAGGAGGAGGAAGAGGAGGAGGAAGAGGAGGAAGAGGGACUCUACGUCGUUGAGGAUAUUCUUCAGCACGACUGGCUUGAUGAUGGAACCCUUAAGCUCUUCGUGAAAUGGAAGGGUUAUGACAAAAUUGAGGACCAUACAUGGGAAGACGAGGAUGGUCUCAUGUACGUCUACGCACUCGUUGAGUUUCGACACAUGCUACACCCAUUUAUUGACAAAGACCAUAGGGACGGAGCCCGCGACAUUGUUACAGCAUAUUACAAGAAGGUCGGUGGUCGCCCGAAGAAGCCUGAAAGUAAGGCCGCAGCAGCAAAACCAGGUCGCAAGCGCAAAUCUAUGGGUGGUUCGAAGCUUCCCACGCCCGCACCGGCCCCCUCAGGGAGCGAAGCCAAGAGACAGCGCCGAAAGUCAGCGCCCAAAGAGACGACUAAGCAAGCUUGCCCUGAGUCCGAAGAAAAUGGCAUUCAAUGGCUUCCAAAGGGGAAGAACUGGGAUAAGGAUGUGAAAGCUGUGGACACGAUUGUCCGGGAGGGUGACGCAGGUCUCAUGGCCUGGAUCGAGUUCAACAACGGACAUAAGGCGAAACUGUCUAUCCAGGUCUGCUAUGAAAAGUGCCCCCUGAGAAUGCUCAAGUUUUACGAAUCGCACCUCGUCUUCAAAGAUAAUUAA
This is a messenger RNA of Penicillium concentricum, 786 nucleotides long. RefSeq names its product Chromo domain/shadow. Lineage: Eukaryota; Fungi; Ascomycota; Eurotiomycetes; Eurotiales; Aspergillaceae. Gene Ontology annotation, cellular component: nucleus; pericentric heterochromatin. The coding region runs from base 1 to 786 and encodes 261 amino acids. The record is from RefSeq and is a predicted model, not a curated record. Gene Ontology annotation, molecular function: chromatin binding. The transcript is spliced from 6 exons. Gene Ontology annotation, biological process: chromatin organization; negative regulation of transcription by RNA polymerase II.